This is a messenger RNA of Anolis sagrei ordinatus, 3407 nucleotides long. It is a transcript of the gene LZTS2, whose product is annotated as leucine zipper tumor suppressor 2. The record is from RefSeq and is a predicted model, not a curated record. Lineage: Eukaryota; Metazoa; Chordata; Lepidosauria; Squamata; Anolidae. Gene Ontology annotation, biological process: negative regulation of canonical Wnt signaling pathway; cell division.
GAUCCUAAGUUUGGUGGCUCAUGUGCCUGGACUUGGAGUGUCUCUCUCUGGGUUAUGUCUUGAAGCGGGCGAGGAAACCAAUGAGAACGUGAUGUGCACCGCACAUGUGGGAACACGCACACACAAACCCAGUGGUUAGCAGGGAAGAAAUGUGAAGCGACAGCCGCUCCUCCCCGCCUGGCCUGUGAUUAGCUGGGGAGGAAUGUUUGGCUGUGACGUGGGCCAAUUCCUCCAGCCUUUCUCUGGUUUUGGAGGAGAGUUGGUAAUGUUAGCAAAGAGGGCAAGCAGCAGGAGUCAACUUUCAAUCACAAGAGGUUUGACUCUUGCAAGAUGUGGUGGCCAGCCUCCUCUGCCAUUUUUGUGUACCGAGAAGCUUCUCCAGGGGUUUCUCUUCUGGUCCAGAAGUCUGGCAGCUGUUGACUGAGGUUGCAUUUUUGGAGAAAGGUGGUAUCCGGGGAAUUUACUUCACUUUAAAAACUUGAGGCAGACACUGACUUGCUGUGCAAUAUCUGAGAAGUGUGGACCAUUCUAACUUGCCUGGAGUGAAUGAGGAAGGGAUACUCUGACCACCUGCAUCUCCUUUACUGUGAGCAUCAUGGCCAUAGUGCAAACCCUACCUGUCUCCAUUGAGUCUGCCUCGGAAGGGGCCGCCCAGCUCCACAACAGUGCCUGCGCCUCUCCUGCAGCCAUGGGCAGCGUGAGCAGCCUCAUCUCAGGCCGGCCUUGCCACAAGGCCACACCGGAGUUUGGCCCUUUCCGUCUGCCUGGUGGUGCUGGUUCUCAAGAGCCACUAUGCCAUGGACUUCCCACCAAGAAGAACAGCUACGGUUAUGCCAGCGAAGAGGAUUGGGCUGAAGUUGUGUCUCCAAUCAGCCCCUGCAGUGAUACAGAAGAGCUGCAGGAUGAGAAGCCCCGGAUUGGCACCAUUCGUGGACCACCACCCAAGUUGGUGCCUGUAUCAGGGAAGCUUGAGAAGAACAUAGAGAAGACACUGAUCCGCCCAACAGCGUUCAAACCAGUCAUGCCCAAGAACCGCAACCCCCCACUGCAGGGGCACCUGGCACUGCGUCCUGGUGGUACCACAGUGUUAUCUGAGAGUCAAGCUAGUUUUGCUCAGCUGUUUGGUGGCACGCAUGCAGGUAACACAGAGAAGCACAACUCCCUGAGCUGCCGCACCAGCUCCCACUCAGGAACCAUGUCAGACUCUGGGCGCAACUCUCUCUCCAGCCUCCCCACAUACAGCACAGGGUGCAGUCAGCAAAUGGAGCCGGUCAGCAUCUCCAUGGGCCACAUCAAUCUCGACAGCCAUGGCAGCAGCAGUUCCCGGGGUCUCACGGGUCCUUCAAACUCUGACAGUGGGCGUUCGUCGUCGAGCAAAAGUACAGGUUCCCUGAAUGGCCGUGGGCAUCAUUCCUCUGAUAGUGGCUCCUGUGGUGGGCACUCGCCUGUGCAUGGCAAUGGUGUUGAUGAAGCCCUGCUUGUUCAUGAGCUGGAGGAGAAGCUACGGGAACGUGAGGCUGAGUUGCAGCAUCUAAGAGAGAGCUUGGACGAGAAUGAAGUGGCCAUAUGCCAGGUAUAUGAGGAAAAGCAGAGGCGUUGCGAGGAGGAGAUGGAAGGGCUGCGACAGGGCUACACGGCCAAGCUCCAGCAGUCUGCUCAGAAGGCCCAGCGCAGCCAGCAAGUGCUGCAGCUCCAAAUCUUCCAACUGCAGCAGGAGAAGAAGAAACUCCAGGAGGAUUUCUCCCAGUUGUUGGCUGAACGUGAGCUACUGGAAAAACGUUGCGCCUCCUUUGAGCGGGAGCACACAGAGUUGGGCCCCCGCUUAGAAGAGACCAAAUGGGAGGUGUGCCAGAAAUCAGGGGAGAUCUCACUGCUCAAACAGCAGCUGAAGGAGUCCCAGUCAGAAGUGGCUCAGCGGAGCAACGAACUGAUACUCUUGAGAGCCCAGUUAAGGGAGGCACGGGCUGAGCUGCAGGCUAACGAAGACCAGGCCCUAGGCUUACAGGAAAUGGCCCGAACCAAGGCCUUAGAGCUUGAAGUGUGUGCCAAUGAGCUGGCCAGGCGCAAGAGCGAGGCCGAACUGCUGCGCGAGAAGGUGGGGCGUUUGGAACGUGAAUUGGAAGGACUGCGCAGUACAAGCGGGGAUCUCUGCCCACUGCUCUCUGAGUGUGAUGAGGCGAAAGCCCAGCGACAGGCUGCCGAUACCUUGCAGGGCUUGCGUGCCCAGGCAGAGCGGCUGCGGGCAGAGUUGCUGUGCGAGCGGCGCCGUGGUGAGGAGCAGCGGGAGGCUUUCCAUGCCGAGCGCAUCACCUGGCAGGGUGAAAAGGACAGAGUCAUCCGCUAUCAGAAGCAAUUGCAACAUAACUAUAUCCAGAUGUAUCGGCACAAUCGGGAUUUGGAGUGUCAGCUGCGGCACCUCAGCCUUGAACUCGAGGCCCGAGACCUGGAUGAAUACGAGAUGCAUGGGGGCGAAGGCAUCUGCUUUGAGGAGAUAGCUGCCACUGAGAUCUGAAUGUGCCUGGUGGAAGCCUGAGUGAAUGGGGCCAACUCUGCCACAAAAGAAAUGCCACACAGGGUCGGAGGGCACUCACUUGGGACUCCCUCUGACUGGAGAGGAUGAGUGAGUCCAGGACAGUGGUGGAGGAAACUGCCUUGAGGGGAGGACAGCCAUGAAUCCCAGUGGGUAGUCCUUAUUCUCUUCCUUCACAUGGCUGGGAGAUCACACAUGAGGCUUCCCCACCCAUUCACCCACCAGCUCAAAAGAUGUCACUGCCAUUGAGGUUAGAUUAGGGUCUGAAGGUGGGCAGGAUUUCCACCUGUGUUUUACAGAUCUGCCUUGGAGAAAGAAGGACCCUAACCUAUCCUAAACCCUUUUUUCAGAAAAGAAGUGGGAGUGUCUGCUCGGUUACCACUUUUGUUCUGGGUGCCUUCUAGGUCCCAACAUUAUUCAGAGUCCUGCAAUAUGCUAUUGUUUGCAAGAAAUAGGUACUGAUUUUUACCUCUCCCAAUUUUUCAGAACUGGGGAUGUGGUUGAAGCACAGGGAUUGGAAAAGAUGUGUAUGGGGAACUGGGGCAGAGCUUGGAAAAACUACUUUUUGAGUUGCAACAUCCACAAUUUUAUUGCCAUUGUGGGCAGGGUGAUGUGAAGAUUCCGGUUCUUGUAUUCCAAAGUAGUAACGCUUCCAAAAAAAAAAAUCUGUCUGGUGGCGGUGGCAGGAGGGCAGAGUUUUCUUAGCACUGUCUUCCUCCACUCCCUUGGCGACAUGACCCGAUUGGCCCUCAGCCACUAUUAGCUGGAAAUUAAGCUGAGUUGGCUGUGUUAACAGCCAAUUAGUUGCUGAUCCACUUAGUGGAUGGGAGGGAAUUAGCAUUACCUGUUUUUAGGCAGUCUGGAGAAGCUUUUUUUU